Messenger RNA from Lycium ferocissimum, 2070 nucleotides. RefSeq lists its product as uncharacterized. The record is from RefSeq and is a predicted model, not a curated record. Bases 1 to 2070 code for a protein of 689 amino acids. NCBI's taxonomy places the organism in Eukaryota, Viridiplantae, Streptophyta, Magnoliopsida, Solanales, Solanaceae. The transcript has 3 exons.
AUGUCGAAACCUGCGUUUUGGAUUAAGGAAUCACAAUGGUACUAUCCAAUGCGAACACUCAAAUGGGACCCAUGGUUUGAUCCGGAGAAAGAGACGAGCAUUGCAAUUGCAUGGAUUUCCUUUCCAACUUUAGCACUAAAUUAUUUUGAUCAAUCUCAAUUGUUUUCAAUGGCUUUAGCAGUAGGUACGCCACUAACAUUAGAUUUGGCUACCAAAAAUAAGACACGACCAAGUUAUGCUCGUGUCAUGGUGGAGGUUGAUUUAUUGAAGGAACAUCCUAAGCGAGUGGCUAUUCAAGCUGUUAAUAAUGCUACUGGAGAAGUUAAAACCAAGAGGGUGACGAUACAAUAUGAUUUCACGCCGAAGUAUUGUAAAGAGUGCUACCUGCAUGGUCACGAUGAAGAAACAUGUUGGAAAAUUCACCCAGAAUUGCUUCUUGAGAAGGAAAUUGAAGAAGGAGGCGAGGGUGAGGAGAAGGAAGUGCAAGUUCAUACUGCAGAGGAUAAAGGCAAACAAGCGGCUGUUACAAAUAAGGUGCAGGAACCAGGUACAAGCAAAAAUAUUAUAAGGCAAGCACAAUUUAAGCAAGCAAAUUAUAGAAAUAGGGACCAUGUGAUUAAGGUGUUGGAGAGUGGGAAAGUGGUUGGCAAUGUGAAGGACUUAUACAAAUGGCAAUCUAACAAAGGUAAGAAACAGGUGAAUAUUAAUGGAAACAAGCAGUUGAAUCUGGCCUUGCCAGCAGUUGAAGUAAAUGGUCCAAAGAAUGUAGGAAAACAGCUCGGCACUGAGGAGCUAGAGGAAGGAGUUGUUGAUGAUAACAAGAAGCUGAUGGUAGCAGCAGUUCUCAAUUCUGCUGUUUGCACUCCGGUUGUGGAAGCUGCAGAGAUUCCAAAUGUAGGGAAUAGCAUUGGGAAGCAGGUCAAUACAGUGGUGACUUCCUCUGAGGUAGUGGCACUAAUUGAUGAUGGGACUAAGGGAGUGGAGAAGCCCCUUAAUGUUGAUGCACCUGUUUAUACUCCAGGCAAAAGGCGGAAUUCACCAAUUCGAACUAAGCAAUGGGUGCAAAGUGCUUUUCCUAAAUAUGCAGAUCCUUCAGUUACUAUGAACAAAGAAUCUUAUGAUAUUCCAUCAAAUAGUUAUGGUCCUGGUGAGGAAAGAAAACUUUGGAGUGAACAAAUUAAAGAGAAUAAUGAAGAAAAGGAAAUUCAAGGAGAUAGAGCAGUUAGUGAGCAAAACUCUGAUUCACUAGGGUCAGCACAACAGGUUCAUGCAAUGUUUGACAAGGUAAUAGAUGAAGAGGUAGUGGAUAUUUCAAAUGCAACAGAUAACACUCAGGCAGUUGCUAAACAUGGUGGCAUGAGGCAUGAUGCAGAUGAUAAGGAGAAAACCAAAAAUGUAGAUACUCAGGUUCAGGAAGAGAAUGCAUGUAGUGAAGAGGUGGAUAACUUCUCAGCCAAAAAAGCCAAUGAUCUUCUUGAAAAACAGGCAGUUAGUGCAAGUCCUAAUGCAAUCAAAUCACAUGGAAAGGAGAAGCAUGGUGCUAAGGUGCAUGGUGACAAGGUACAAAUUUCAGAUAGCAUGCAGGAGUAUAGCCUGGAUGGGAAUGAUAUUGAUGAAUCUCAAGAUCAGACUGUUGGUGUAGAAUCUGGAAUUCAAGCUCACUCUGGUGCUAAAGUACAAGAUCUGGUAGAAAAGCAACAAGAAUUCAGCCCAAUAAUGACCAAAAUGACUGGUGUUACUUCAGGCAAUAAUAAGCAACAGUUAUCUAGUAUAGGUCAUGCGAAGGAUAGCAGCAAGGCUAGUUCUGGGGCAAAGCAAACUCAGAUAGUACAGCAGAAUGCAAGAAGAAACAAAGCUGAAGUACAAAAAGCUCCAGAUAAUGUUGCAGAUUUGCAAGUAGCAAUUCUAGAUGAGGAACAGGCUAAAAUAGAUAUGGAUGAAGAAUCGACUGCUCAGAAUUUUUUAAAUGCUGCAAGAGAGAGUGAUAUUUCCCCUAGACAGAUAGCAAAAGGGCACGGAAAGCAAAGAAGAAAGCUGCAAAAGAUAAUGCACCUCAUGUUUCAGGGGUGA